GAAGCCAUUUCUAUCAAUAUAGUUUGUAUGCAUCUGUUUUUACUGUUGUCAAAAAGUCUCGCACAUUCGACAUUAAUUGCAUGAGGAAGCACAUUAACUACUAUUUUAUUCAUAGAAAAAUAUUACUCUGCGCUGUGCCUAAAUGGACUCUUCUAAUACUUAAGAAAUUGAUAUGACUCUGUUAAGUACCCAACACUUCACUCAGGCAAGGGCAUCAUCUUCAUGCGAAGCCAAGGGGAUGCUGAUUCCAGGUGUUAAAUAGAUUGAAACAUAGAAACUGACCCAAAUAUCUGUGGUAAAUAUUUUCUCUGCUACUAAUUCCCUUGCCAUCCUCCCCUCUGGUUACUGUAUAUUUUUCUACAAAGAAAGUAAUUAAGAAACAGCAUGUCUAGUAAACUAACAGGUAAGUCACUGUCUUUUAGAUAUGGAAACCACAUUCUAAGAAAAUGGAAAGAAGCUGACCUGCACACCUGAUUGUGUUAUGUGAAACCCACUGACAAAAACAAACAAGAAACAGACUGCAAGCUAAUCAAGUUCACCAGCCUGGAAGCUGAUCCUUUCCCCCAAAAGCUGAGCAGAUGAGAAACGUCAAGGUUGUUUUGGAAGUACUGUACUGCAAGAUCCGGGAUUAAGCUGCUUCAUCAGACAGCCGGCUAGAAAAUCCCAUUUGUAAAAUAGCUCCUGCCAGCUUCUUUUAUGUCCGAAGUGAGACUCAAUUUGGGCUAGAAAAUACACCCCUGUCAGCGGCAAGGAAGAGGAAACACCAAGCCCUGGAUGAAUGGACAGCAGGAGCGCAGGCUCACCCGCACAGAACUGACCGAGUACAGUCUUUUCCAGCCCUGAAGGACAAUCCUUUUGUAGCUGCUGAGAAGGGGGAAGGAGAGCAUCCAGACCAGCUGGUGGGCGGCUGGCAGCGGGGGGCUGCACGGUGGCCGGCCACCCCAGUGGGAGCGCUGGGCUGUAGGCAGCCGGGGAAAGGCGUCCGGAGUGGAGGGGCGGGGAGAGCGCCUGCACCCUCGCUAGGUCUCCCGCGCUGCAUCUGGGCGGCCCCUGAAGCCAGCAGGGGAGAGACUUGGGACUGGAGCGGAGCGGAGGUGGGCAGAGCCCCUUCCCCCUGCUGCUACCUGCAGCCGCUGAAGUGCAGCCGCUGACUCUUGCUAGACCCGUGCAUCGGCUACCGACUGGACAGCAGCCUCCGCCUCCACCGCCUGCACCUGCGGCUCAGCGGGCCUCUCUUUGGACAGGGCACCCUGCCGGCAUCGCAACGCCAGGGUCCCAUCCGUGGCCAUGGCUGGGGCUUCUCGGCACCUCACCGUGGUGCCCUGGCAGCUCGUCGUGGCGUUCGCCUGCCUGCUUCGGAGUUGCCCCGCGCUGCAGGGACAGUUCUCCUCCUCCCUUGGGAUCGACUCCCAGCCGGCGCUCUACCUGCCCACCCCGGGUGCGCUCAACCGCAGUAGCCCCGACCGCCCCAGCGUCCUGAUUGCCAACCCCGGGCUCCGGGUGCCCCUGGGCCGCUCGCUUUGGCUGGACCCGCUCCGGGACCUGGUGAUUCGAGUGCAGCCCGGGGACCGGUGCGAAGUGACGGUACUGGAUGCGCUGCCGCUGCUCCAGGGCGCGAUCUCCCCGCGCCGCUUCCCCUGUGCCUUCGGGCCCCGCCAGGUCCAGUACACCCACUUCGGCUCCCGCAGCCCCGGACGCGCGCGGGUGCGGCUGCAGCUGCGCCACGACGGCCCGACUCACACGCUGGUGCUGCCCUUCACCGUGGCAGUGGACGUGGUCUUCUCCCAGCCGGAGCUGGUGACGCGCAACAGGCGGUUGGUGGUGGAGAAGCUGCGGGGCUGGAGCCACGCCAUCGACCGGAGCGUGCUGGGCUUCGUCUCCCGGGAGUCCGGAGCCGCGGGCACGCGCAGGUGCAGGCUCACCCCUCUUCCCCACGAGGGUGGCCCACUGCCCAAGUACGGGCGCUUGGUGGACGCGGUGGGGACCCCCGUCCCCAGGGGCAAGGGUGUGGACUGUGAGGCUUUCGUCCGCGCCGGGGUGCGCUAUCAGCACACCGCCGCCACCUCCUCGCCCAGCCGGGACUACGUUCCCAUGCUGGUGGAGCUGCUGGGGACAGGCGGCGGAGGUGCUGGGUCGGUGGAAGUUCUGAGCCGGGAGCACUUCCAGCUGCUGGUGAGGAUCCGCGCGGGGGCUGAGAACACAGCCCCCUGCCCCAGCUCCGCGGCCCUGAUGAUGAUGGAGGUGGACCGGUCGGUGCUAACAGCCCUGACCCCUGACGCGCUGGCCGCGGAGGACGUCGAGUCAGACCCUGACGACUUGGUCUUCAACAUUCUCAAUGCCCCCACAAGCCCACCAGGCCAGCAGGGCUACGUGGUCAGCACUGACGACCCCCUGGGCCUUCCAGUCUCCUCCUUCACCCAGCGGGAGCUGCGAGAGCUGAAAAUUGCCUAUCAGCCCCCUACGGAGAUCUCGGAUGGGGAGCGCCUCCUCCAGCUGGAGCUGGAGGUGGUGGAUGGAGACGGCGCCACUUCAGACCCCUUUGCCUUCGAGGUGAUAGUGAAGCCCACGAACACCCUGACGCCGGUGGCUAGCUAUUACCCGGGACUGCUGCUUUUUGAAGGUCAGUCAGUGCCCCUGCCCAGUGCCCCUGACCUUCAGAUCAGCGAUAAAGAGAACCUGGAAGAGGUGAAGAUGGCUGCAGUCAGGGGCCUGAGACAUGGGCAGCUGGUGGUGCCUGGGGCACCUCCCGGGGGCAAGUAUUUCACAUUGGCAGACUUGGCAGCGGGCCGCGUGGUGUACCAGCAUGACGGCAGCAACACCUACAGUGACAACAUCAUCUUCCGCAUGGAGGAUGGGCACCACCAAGUGGAAUUCCUCUUUCCCCUCACCAUCAUACCUGUGGAUGAUGAACCACCAAUGGUCAGGGUCAACACGGGACUCUCACUCACUGAAGGGCAGUUGGUUCAGAUCACGCCCUUUGUGCUGAGUGCUACAGAUAUUGAUUCUGAGGACUCAACCAUCCACUUCGUGCUGAGGAACCAGCUUCCAGAAGGAAAAGAGGGCGAGAAAGAGUGGGAUCUGGCCCCUCAUUCCUCCCACCCAAGCCACCAUCUGGGGGACGUGCUACUUCGGCAGGCAGAACCACCUCUGUCCCCUGCAGAUGAAGACUGGCACUAUGUGGAGAAGGAAGGACUUUAUGAGAAGGUGGUGACUGAGUGGCUGCAGAGAGACAUAACAGAAGGGAAACUCUUCUACUGCCAUCUUGGACCACACAGCCCUCAGUCUGUAGUAGCCCAGCUGGCUUUCCAUGUGCAGGAUGACCAUGACCCACCGAAUCUAUCCAACCAGCACUUCUUCACCAUCAAGGUCCAGCCAGUGGAUGUGCUGAGUCCAGAGCUGUAUCCAGGAACUACCCUAGAAAUGACUGUUCAGGCAUAUCAACUCACUCACUUCCAGAAGAAAUUCCUCCGAUACAUUGACCAGGACUCAGAUGACCAGAGCCUGUGGUACACACUGCUGACACUCCCAACUGACACAGAUGACAACUGCCAAGUCUCAGCUGGAGAAAUUGUGCUUACUGAUUCACCAGACACACUUAUCAUGCACUUCACCCAAGCCCAGGUAAAUCACCACAAAGUUGCCUACCAGCCUCCCCGGAAGCUGGGUAUUGUACCGCGGGUUGUGCAGUUCACAUACCAGGUGGAGGAUGCUGCAGGCAAUAGUGUGCAGGGAACAUUCACAUUAUUUUUGCAGCCUGUGAACAACCAGCCUCCUGAAGUCACCAACAGAGGGUUUACUGUCUUUGCUGGAGACAGCUUUAUUUUCAGCAGCAAUGAGCUGGAUGUUACAGACCCUGACACGGACAUUGACCAAAUUGUCUUCAUAUUAGUCUGGGGUCCCCAACAUGGACACUUGCAAUACUUUAAAAAAUGUAUGGUCCCAGGGGAAUCUUUCACUCGAGCUGAUGUUAUUAAUGGGAGUGUCUCUUACCAGCAUGUCAGGGACCAGAUCACCACUGACUCCUUCUAUUUGGAGGUAAGCGAUGGGGUGCAUCAUGUACCCAUCACUGUCCAGAUUUCUGUGCAUCCCACUGUGACUGACAAAAGUCCCAGGAUCUCUAUUACAAGAAGUCCAUUAUUGGAUGUUUCCAUAGACGUACUAGAGAAUAAAGCCACUGAGAUCACCAUGGGUAUAAUUCAUGGCAAAAAAGGCACAAGUGACUUGAUGCUGUCUUUCAAGGUGGAGAAUAGCCCCAAGUUGGGCACUGUUUUGGUGAAUGGCUCACCUACAGAACGAUUCACCCAAGAGGACCUCAUCAAUGGGGCAGUAGCCUAUGUACACACUGGAGGUGAAGUUGGUUUCCAAGAGCAGCAUGAUGCCUUCAAUCUCACCCUCUCUGAGGAUUCUUACCAGUUUGUAGUGGGUAACAGCAUAGUAGAGAGAGUGCAGGUGCAAGUAACUGUGCUGCCUGUGGACAAUGUGGGCCCCAAGGUCUUGGUGGGGGAGUCCUUCAUUGUCUUUGAAGGUGGGAAGAGCCCCUUGACCUUACAACAUCUCAACAUUGAAGAUGUGGACACUCCCCAAGAUGAUAUUCUAUGCACAGUGACUGGUCAGCCAGCCUCUGGCUACCUGGAAAACAUUGCACCAGCUCCUGGUUCAGAAGUUUCCCGGGCUGGUAGCCCCAUCAGUGCUUUCUCCAUCAAACAUGUCCGAAUGGGGUAUAUCAAUUACAUACAGAGUAUCCACAAGGGCGUAGAGCCACGAGAAGAUAAAUUCACCUUGUUUUGCUCUGAUGGCAUCAACAUCUCCCCAAAUGUCUUCUUCCAUAUAAUCAUCUUGCCCACCAAUGAUGAGCAGCCUGAACUUUUUGCCCAUGAGUUUGUGGUAUUAGAGGGGAUGAGCCUGGUCAUAGACACCCCACUGCUCAAUGGAGCAGAUGCUGACAUGCCACCGAAUGGGCUUCACUUUCAACUCACAGCCCUCCCUCGGCAUGGACGAAUCAUACAGCAGCUGGCCACGGGCAGCCAGCCUGUCCGCAGCUUCACCUUACAGGAGAUCCAGGAGGCCUCCACCAUUGUUUAUGAGCAUGAUGACUCAGAGACCACAGAGGACAGUUUUGAGGUCUGGCUGAGUGACGGCAAGCACACCACCCACAGGAAGGUGUCCAUCUUGGUGAUCCUGGUGGAUGAUGAAACACCUCAGCUGACCAUCAAUGAUGGGCUGGAAGUAGAGACCAGACACUCUGCAGUCAUCACGAAUCAGGUCCUCAAGGCAACAGAUCUUGACUCAGAUGCUAAGAGCCUCAGUUUUGUUCUCCAUUCUGGACCUCAACAAGGGCUUCUACAGCGACUAAGGAACCCAAGAGGAGAAGUGAAGACCAAUCUCACCGGGGGAAUGAACUUUACCCAGGAUGAGAUUGACAGAGGCCUCAUCUGUUAUACCCACAUAGGCCAAGGAGGGGUUGUUGACUUUAUCAAGUUUGAUGUGACUGAUGGGGUUAACUCUUUGACAGACUGCUACUUCAAUGUUACCAUUGGCAGUUUAGACAGGGUCUUCCCUGAGGUGAUCAGCAAAAGGACCACUUUGACAGAAGGCAGCAGAGUGACCCUCACCACCAAUCUGCUUAGCAACAGGGACAUCAAUAGCCCUGAUGAACAACUUCACUUUAACAUCACACGGACACCAAGCCUGGGCCACUUGGAAAGCUCUGACAGCCCUGGGGAGCCCAUUGCCUCUUUUACUCAGUCUCAAUUGAUUAGCAACAAAAUAUCCUAUGUUUAUACUUCAAAUAAAGAGGGCAAUAUGGAUAGCUUUGAGCUUCGAGUGACUGAAGAACACAACCCUGUGUCCAGAGCCCUUAGGAUCUUCAUCACAGAUGCAGAUCAUAAGAAACCUAUCUUGACCCUCCAUCAACUAACACUGCAGGAAGGGGAUAGCAAACUGAUCACACCCUUGGAAUUGACAGUGGAAGAUAAAGACACCCCAGAUAAUCUUAUUCUCUUUACCAUCACCCAGGUCCCCAUCCAUGGCAAGAUUCUGUAUAACAGUAGCGGUCCUUUGACCACUUUCACCAAGCAAGACCUGAGCAAGAACCUGAUUAGCUACUGGCAUGAUGGCAGUAAGACCACUGAAGACAGUUUCUCCUUGACUGUGACAGAUGGCACUCACGCUGGUUUCCAUGUCUUUCCCAACACUGCCCUGGAGACACACGAACCUCAGGUAAUGAGGAUCCAGAUAAUCUCCCUAGACAGCAGGCUCCCCCAGAUUGCCAUUAACAGGGGUGCUCCAGCCUUGAAGCGCCUUCACACUGGGCACCUGGGCUUCCUGAUUACCAAUAAGUCUCUGAAGGCAGAAGAUCAGGACAGUCCUGACAGGCUCCUGAAGUAUAAAGUGACCAGAGGACCAAACCAUGGCUUCAUUAUCAACACUGGCCUUGGAAACCAGAGCAUUCGAGAGUUUAUACAAGGUGACAUUGAUGAGAUGAGGAUCCACUAUGUCUUGAACGAAGGCAGCAAUGCGACAAAGGACAUCUUCUAUUUCUCUGUUGAAGACAAUGGAGGAAAUAAACUAACAAAUCAGCCUUUCCACCUAAACUGGGCUUGGAUUUCUUUGGAGAAAGAAUACUACAUCGUGGAUGAAGAUUCCAUGUUCUUAGAGGUGACCCUCACACGCAGAGGAUACCUUGGAGAAACAUGCUUGAUCAGCAUUGUAACCAAAGAUGAAACUGCAAAAAGAGAUAAAGAUUUUAAAGGAAAGGCCAACAAACAGGUCCAAUUCAAUCCUGGACAGACCACAGCCACAUGGAGAGUGAGCAUUGUAUCUGACAGUGAGUACGAGACUUCAGAGACCUUCCAGAUCAUUCUGUCAGAACCUGUCAUGGCUGCACUGGAGUUUCCAGAAAUGGCAACAGUUGAAAUUGUGGACCCUGACGAUGAAUCAACAGUCUAUAUUCCAGAGGCAGAAUACAAAAUAGAGGAGGAUGUCGGGGAGCUUUUGAUUCCAGUAAGACGGUCUGGAGAUGCAAGCCAGGAACUCAUGGUCAUUUGCUCUACACAUCAAGGUUCUGCCACGGGCACGGUUCCUCCAGCAGUGUUCUCUUUUUCUGAUUACAUCUCACGUCCCGAAGACCACACCAGCAUCCUCCGCUUUGGCAAGGAUGAGACUGAGAAGACCUGCCGGGUCCUGAUUGUCGAUGACUCCCUUUAUGAAGAGGAGGAAUCCUUCAGGGUUUCACUGAGCCUGCCAGUGGGAGGGCGAUUGGGAGCCAAGUUCCCCACCACCAAGGUGACCAUCCUGGCUGAUCACGCUGACGAACCUGCCCUGCACUUUGGGGAUGCUGAGUACCAUGUGGAUGAAAGUGCUGGCUACGUGGAGGUUUGUGUCUGGAGAACAGGCACUGACCUUUCCCACGCAUCAUCCAUCACCGUGCGCUCCAGGAAGACAGAGCAGGAGUCAGCAGAAGCUGGAAUAGAUUAUGUUGGGAUCAUCCGAAAUCUGGACUUUGCUCCAGGAAUGCGCAUGCAGACAUUCCAAGUGACAAUCCUUGAUGACGUGGAACAGCCCAUCUUGGAGGGUCCAGAGAGGUUUGAAUUACUUCUCCAGAUGCCUAUGGGUGCGGUACUUGGAGAACCAAAUAAAACCACCAUUUUCAUCAAUGACACCAUCAGUGACUGUAAGCAGAGUGCUUGUACUUCCUUUCAUUGAAAGACAAAGGGAAGGAAAAACAGCCAAAACAACAACAGAAUGUCUCCUAACAACAGAAUGAAAUUCUACUCUUUUUCAACAACCCUGGGAUAUCAAUGAUAUUGUAUUGUCAUUGGUGUUAUAUUCUAGUGAUAUGUGCAAAUAUAAUUUAUGUGACUGCAUGGGGAUAGAAAUAUAUAUAUACAGAAGAAAGGAUUGAGCCCACAAA
Messenger RNA from Microcebus murinus (gray mouse lemur), 7912 nucleotides. It is a transcript of the gene FREM3, whose product is annotated as FRAS1 related extracellular matrix 3. NCBI's taxonomy places the organism in Eukaryota, Metazoa, Chordata, Mammalia, Primates, Cheirogaleidae. Gene Ontology annotation, biological process: cell communication; anatomical structure morphogenesis. The record is from RefSeq and is a predicted model, not a curated record. Gene Ontology annotation, cellular component: membrane.